AUGGCCCAGUCUAAAAAGAGAAGGCUGUCACCAGCAUCGGAGAGUGAAAAGGAAAGAAAAAAGCAAUUCAUUCACGAGAACAAACUCAGCUUUGAGGGCCCAAUCAAUUCCACUAAAUGGCCCCAGUGUCAUUCCGCUCUAUUCUCUGCCAUCCGGAAGAUCGAAGAUGUGAAGUACAACCAAUACGUGCAACAAUUUCAAUCAACUCGUCCCCUUAGUUCGCAGAAGUCAGAAACUAUAGACAAGGCCGAGUAUCUUGUUUCUGCUGCGAAGCAAUGUCGAGCUGAAGAAACAAACGAAGACACAUGGAGAGACAAGACAGAAAACCAUCUUUUGAGCACAUUUUCCAAUACCAUGGAGUGCCAAAAGUGCAAAUUGCUACGAUGGCGAUGGCUAUCAGAACGCCGAGUGGAGGAAGAAACACAAUCAACCUUGGCGCUCUGCAAGUGCAUUGGAAAUAGUCUACAUGGAGAUAGGGCUGCCUCCCACCACCUGUUUGCAGAGAAACGGGGUCCAGGGUUUGUUGACCGAUCAGCUGCUGGUAUAAGGGUUCAAUAUCCCGAUCGUGUUAUCGGUUUUGAUAACACUCCAUCACUGGCUGCUGCCCUCCAGAGGCAUCCAGAUCUAAGCCCUAGUCCUGUGAAAGAUGCUAGAAAUAUCUUGUUUCCAUUCCUCGUCCUGGAAGCUAAAGCCGAGAACAAUUCCUGCUUUAGUUCUGUUGAGAGACAAACCGCCCUCCCUAUCAAAAGGCUUGUUGAUGUCCAAAAGAGUCUUCGAGAAACGUGCAAAGGCCUACCAGACACAGCAUUGGUCUGGUUUUUGGCAUUCCGUGGCGAGGAAUGGAUAGUCUAUGCUUGUGUGCCCGAUGGAAACGAAACACGAAUUAUCGAUCUCUGGCACGGAUGCAUUCUGAGGGAUGACUGUGCAUUGCAGCUGUGCUUGAUAGUUGACUUAAUAUGUGAUUGGGCUUGGCAUACCCUCCACAGAGACAUCCUUCGGCUGCUCUCGGUCGAAGAAACUACUAUAUCAGAAAAUGUUUCAGCCCCAGAGAAUGACCAAGAUCUUACCCAACCUUCAAAACUUGAAACAGUCAUUCGGGACACUGGCGAGAUAUGUUUCAAGUUUCGCCAUCUGACAUUGCCAGAGUCGAACAGUGAAUUGACUGAACUCCUGAAAUUACCCAGCUCAGGGAAUGAAGACGUCAGUCGAAAUGCCACCAAUCUGCUGGAUUCAUUCAAUGUUAAUCGUCCGAUGCUACUCCCCCAAAGUUUUAUCUCUCAAUUGGAAAUGUCUUGGAUAGGUGCAAGCAACAAAUCUCCAUUGCUUAAUGGUGACGAGCUGGUGUUUGCGCACAUUUCAUUCCGAUCAUACUUUCCGCCAAGUGACUAUCAUACCGUGCGAGAGAUUUCAUGCGUCACCGCAUCGUAUGGUGUUAUUCGAACUCUGAAACGGUUAAGUGGAAAAGGAUAUUCUGUUUCUUCACGCCGCCCAGAUAUUUCGAACGUACGUGAGACUGUACUAUCAUUGGCAACCGGACCAGGCCAAGACUUCAUCAGAGCAGCAGUUAGGGAUUCACGUCUCACGCUGGGUAUAUCUCCACCAAUACGCAUUCCAGAUACUGGGCCUUUAUCCUCUGAAUGGCGGCAGCAUUAUGACCUGGAUGAAGAUGUGUCUAACCUCUGGAACAACAUGGAAUCUUGUUCACCCGGAAAUCCUUUGCUUCUAGCACUACACCGGUCCAGAAAGCUACGUAAAAUGUCAGUUGCCAAUGAAAGCUCAAAUAAGAUCAUACGAGCGUUGCUUGGGGGAGGCAAAAAAAAGUUUUCACACGGUGGAAUUAUUCUCAAGACCCCCGCACGCUUACUCAAGCAAUCCUACCCCCGAUAUUGCCUGGCUGUUUUUGAUGGUUGCGAUCUGGAUAAUCGGUUGGGUCUUGGUCAAAAGCUAUUGCGAUUGAUCAUGGAUGGCAAGUUGCUCGAGGGGAAAACCUCAAAACCGAUGACUUUCCAAGAUCGUCAGAUCCUUCAUGAUUGGGCUACUCGUCUACAAGGAAAGAGUGAUUUAUUGGCAUGA
Penicillium longicatenatum is the source of this 2073-nucleotide messenger RNA. RefSeq lists its product as uncharacterized. The coding region runs from base 1 to 2073 and encodes 690 amino acids. The transcript is spliced from 4 exons. NCBI's taxonomy places the organism in Eukaryota, Fungi, Ascomycota, Eurotiomycetes, Eurotiales, Aspergillaceae. The record is from RefSeq and is a predicted model, not a curated record.